ACGAAUACAGGGCAAACGCUUUCUGGUGCCCCUUAUAGCCCAGCGAGAUUGGAGGAUUCCCGUGGUCCACAUUGCGAGAGUUUGAGGAGGCGGGAAGGUUUUUGUCGAGUGAAUCCGUUCGAGGGUGGAGAGAUUGCGUCCGUGAGAGAGGAAGAGAGGGGAGCGAGAUCGGAAAGCUGCAGCGCGUGGGAACGAGAUCAGGGGACGGGUCUGAGAGAGAGUGACGGGAGUGGGGGAAGAGUGAUUGCUCACUCGACUGGGACUGAACGUUUUCAACCGACAGUGAGUGUCGAGCUGAGUCAACUGAUAAGUGGUUGUUAGUGAUUGUGAGGCAUCCAGUUCAUUCUUCAUAUCGGGGAAGUGAGCCAGUGCAUGAUGGGAAUGUCCAGACCGUUGUAUGCGAUUGUGCUCGUGUGUUUGGUGUGCAGUACGUUGGCCAACUUUUCUAAUGGAGAGUUCGAAGCUAGUAAGGAAGAUUCCAGGAGUGGCGGGCGACAGCUGUUGCAGAACAGUCAAUUACCCUGCCCUGAAAACUACAACUUCUUCAACUUCACUCCAAUUCUCACUGCGUGCCCCAGUGAGAACAACAUCUCCUUAGUCGGCACGUUCAAUGUCAAAAAGUGCUGUCAGUCUCUCUGCACAGUGCUUGGAGCAAAUGGGAGCGUGAUCAACGAUGCUAACUAUGAUUGUGCCGAGCAGUUUUUCUCAUACUUGAGCCUGGCAGGAAACUAUAGUGGAGGAUACUUUGCAAGUAUAUGUACUGACCCUAAUUCGCCUCAGGGUAUUUAUUGUCCCCCAGUCGAGACAGCACCGCCACCAAGUAGCGCCUUUUCCGUAGGGGCCAGCCUUUGGUCGUUCCUUGUAGCGUUAGCAGUGUUCGAAGUACUAGUACUUGUAGUAUGACAUCCUGGUUUAAGUUGUCGGCAUUUUGUUGCACACGUAGUCAGUAGAUUCCGAAACCUGUAAAAAUCAGGUCCCUGAUUUUUGUUGUAAUAAGGCAAACUUAAUUAAUUUUCCAUUUGAUAUGCCAGG
This is a messenger RNA of Marchantia polymorpha subsp. ruderalis, 1032 nucleotides long. Lineage: Eukaryota; Viridiplantae; Streptophyta; Marchantiopsida; Marchantiales; Marchantiaceae. The record is from the annotation of a GenBank genome assembly.